GGGGCGGCGCCGCGCUCGGACCGGGCGGGAGCUGUGGGUUUUAGUGCCUGGCUUGGUGAGUUGCUGUGUUGUGUUGUCUGGAAGGAGCCAAGCAGAGUSUGCUCUCCCUUCUCACCCAGAAGAGCCCCRGCUCKGGGCACAGUGGUGGCAGCUGGAGUUUCUGAAGUACAUGUUACCAUGGCGAUGACUGCAGGGACUACAACAUCCUUUCCCAUGAGUAACCACACCCGGGAGAGAGUGACGGUGGCCAAACUCACRCUGGAGAACUUCUACAGCAACCUAAUUAUACAGCACGAGGAGAGGGAAACCAGGCAGAAGAAGCUGGAAGUGGCUAUGGAAGAGGAAGGCCUUGCAGAUGAGGAGAAAAAGCUGCGCAGAUCACAGCAUGCUCGGAAGGAAACAGAGUUCCUACGGCUCAAGAGGACCAGGCUUGGCUUGGAUGACUUUGAGUCUUUGAAAGUCAUAGGAAGAGGAGCAUUUGGGGAGGUACGCCUUGUUCAGAAGAAGGAUACAGGUCAUAUUUAUGCAAUGAAGAUACUGAGAAAAGCAGAUAUGCUGGAGAAAGAGCAGGUGGCCCAUAUCAGAGCAGAAAGAGAUAUUUUGGUUGAAGCGGAUGGAGCCUGGGUAGUGAAAAUGUUUUACAGCUUCCAGGAUAAAAGAAACCUUUACCUGAUCAUGGAGUUCUUACCUGGAGGCGACAUGAUGACGUUACUAAUGAAGAAGGACACUUUAUCAGAGGAGGAGACACAGUUUUACAUUUCUGAGACCGUGUUGGCCAUCGAUGCCAUUCACCAGCUGGGAUUUAUCCACAGAGACAUCAAGCCAGAUAACCUCCUGCUGGAUGCCAAGGGUCAUGUAAAGUUGUCUGAUUUUGGGCUCUGCACAGGUUUAAAGAAAGCCCACAGAACAGAGUUCUACAGGAACCUCACACACAACCCACCAAGUGACUUUUCAUUUCAGAAUAUGAACUCAAAGAGGAAAGCAGAAACAUGGAAGAAGAACAGGCGACAGCUGGCAUAUUCUACUGUAGGAACCCCAGACUAUAUUGCUCCAGAAGUGUUUAUGCAGACUGGGUACAACAAGCUGUGUGACUGGUGGUCCUUGGGAGUGAUCAUGUAUGAAAUGCUAAUAGGGUAUCCACCUUUCUGCUCAGAAACACCACAGGAGACUUACAGGAAAGUUAUGAACUGGAAAGAAACCUUGGUAUUUCCUCCAGAGGUGCCCAUUUCAGAGAAAGCAAAAGAUUUAAUUCUAAGGUUUUGUAUCGACUCAGAAAAUAGAAUUGGUAGCAAUGGAGUAGAGGAAAUAAAAAGUCAUCCAUUUUUUGAAGGAGUAGACUGGGGACAUAUCAGGGAAAGACCAGCUGCAAUCCCUAUAGAAAUCAAAAGUAUUGAUGAUACUUCCAACUUCGAUGAAUUUCCUGAAUCRGACAUUUUACAGCCAGUGCCAAACACAACAGAACCUGACUACAAAUCCAAAGACUGGGUUUUCCUCAAUUACACCUACAAGAGGUUUGAAGGGCUGACCCAGCGUGGCUCCAUCCCUUCCUACAUGAAAGCUGGGAAGUUGUGAAACAGAACACAACCCCCCAAAGGAAAUUGCAAACACAAACCUCAGGUAGCUGCAUCACCAGGCCCGCUUGGCAUUAGUUAUCAACACAUCGACUCUGGUGCGCAUCGAUUUCACUCGGAAAUUCUACAGGAUUAGGAUUUCUAAGACUACUACAGGAAUUACUUGGCAGUGCCAGCUGGCUUUUUUUUUUUCUUCUUUUCUUUCUUUUUUUAAAAUAUUUGAAUAUUUUUGUUAACUUUAUUAUACGAAGGUACUGGAAUAAAAGGAACGUGCAUCCCU
This is a messenger RNA of Malurus melanocephalus (red-backed fairy wren), 1851 nucleotides long. RefSeq names its product serine/threonine kinase 38 like (gene STK38L). Gene Ontology annotation, molecular function: protein serine/threonine kinase activity; ATP binding. The record is from RefSeq and is a predicted model, not a curated record. Lineage: Eukaryota; Metazoa; Chordata; Aves; Passeriformes; Maluridae. The coding region runs from base 178 to 1572 and encodes 464 amino acids. The transcript is spliced from 15 exons. Gene Ontology annotation, biological process: peptidyl-serine phosphorylation; intracellular signal transduction.